This is a messenger RNA of Anopheles funestus (African malaria mosquito), 3131 nucleotides long. RefSeq names its product TELO2-interacting protein 1 homolog (gene Tti1). The coding region runs from base 102 to 3131 and encodes 1009 amino acids. The record is from RefSeq and is a predicted model, not a curated record. The transcript has 4 exons. NCBI's taxonomy places the organism in Eukaryota, Metazoa, Arthropoda, Insecta, Diptera, Culicidae. Gene Ontology annotation, cellular component: cytoplasm. Gene Ontology annotation, biological process: chromatin remodeling.
CGCUUUGCAGCGCAGAAUAAGAAACGUAACGUUUGUUAUGUCAACACGCUAAUGUCAAACCGUUGCCGCUGUUUCGUACAUUUCGUAAACAAACCUACGAGAUGGACAACUUUCCGGAAGUUUUCACCAAAAUUAAGCCGCUUUUCGAUGCCGUUAUCAGAAAACCUACGCGAGAAGGCAUCCUAAACCUUAACGAACAACUCAAGCAAGUUGAUAGCAACAGUGUGCAGAUCUUGCAGAACAUAUUUCUACAACAAUUAAUCAUACUCGUCGAUGCGGUACCGGGAGUAAACCAAAAUGAAUUGAAAACACAUUUGCUAGAAUGCAUCAUCACCAUUCUGCAGAAAGGUCGGCUUAGAAAGGCAGUGGCGUUAAAAAUUACCCUUUUAGCCACCGUCAAACUGAUAUACGACAAGGACACGGGUAAAAUGCGUCCCAACCUGUCCGAAGAAUAUAAACUGGCCGUGUUGAAAGUGCUGUCGUACGCCUCCCGUCACAUCCAGUCCGAGCUGAUAGAGGAAGUUUACGUGAAGGAAAAUUUAACCCUUCUUUCGCAAGCCAUUUUUGUGUGCGUUCGUGUAGUGGAAGCGGAACGUGCACGCAAGCUUCGUUUCCAGGCAGUCGAUUCCAUUCUAUCGCUCCUCCAGGUGCAUGAGGAUUUCGAUUUCAACGAUAUUGUGCUGCGCUGCCAAGUGGCGGAACUGUUGUUUAUUACGCUGCCAAAGCUGCUUUCCAUUUACGUGUCCAUCAUCAAUGGAGACGAAAAGCAGGGUACAGCCGUAUACCGGAUCGCUAUAAAAGCACUCGGCCGAACGCUUAGUCUUAUCUUUGAAGACUACUCAAAGGAUGCAACCGACGAUGAAUACUGUGCCGAUCGAUUUCGGCAACUGACGGAAAGUUUUAGCGACAAAGACAGAAACGCUAAUGUGUUGGGAUUAGGAUUGCAAGCCGAUGAUAAAGUUAAAUAUUUCAAUGAGACAACACGAUCGCGCGAGUGGUUGCUGCAGGCGGACAAACAAGUAGAAAAGAUACUUCAACUGAUACUUCAUCUCCGUGGACACGAGGAGGAACUUAUACGGCUCGAGUUUGCCAAAAUGAACUGUGAGCUGUUGAGAAACUGCACGUAUAAUAUGCCCCGUAGCACCGCUCACUAUCUGCAGACCGUGAUUGCUAUGAGCCACGAUGAAUCGGAACGUGUUCGUGGCGUCUGUGAAAAGUGUCACCAAUCGGAACCCUACUUUACGAUAUCCUUCGCGGGAAAUCGCAUCGAUGAACUGUUUUUCGAUGCGCUCAACCAGUUACCACGUAUCAUCUACCGGGGAGAAGAACGUGAACAAAUAUCUAGCUUUCGAUUAAUUACGGGAUUCAUUGGCUUCUUCUCCGAGUCGCAACUGGCAAGCGUUUUCUCGUGCCAAAACAUUCUGGAACAGCUCAUCAUGGUAUUGUUGGCCGGUGCUGAGCUUGAGAGUGUUGACGAGCUGUUACGAAGAGAGUACGUAUCGUACCGUUUCGAAUAUGAAGAAGGUUUCCAUCUGCAAAAGGACAAAAAAGAAUCCCGGUGGAUUGUGCUGAAGAACGUGUCGUCUCCUCGUGCUAAGCAAUCGUUUCUCGAUCUAAUUCACGCACUGCGAAUGCACGAACAAGCAGUAAAUACGGUGCUCAUGUACAUUCUGGAAAACUUUUACGCUUCAAGGAUAAAUAGCAACGGUUAUCUGUUUCUUUUGAGUGAGUUGAUUCCGGUCUCAAUCGACUACAGCCCGGCACGGUUAGAACCGUUCAAAACGUUACUCGCCGAAGUGUUACAACCUCAUCACUGGUUCUUAGAGUUGGAUGAAAACGAUAACAUAGCCGAUCAAAAGUAUAAUGCAUUGCAUGUUUGUCUCGUCGUUCGAACCAUCGCCCGAAUUGCAACGUUAAUGAAGGAACACUUUCACUGGUACCUGUAUGACGCGUUGCGAAUUCUGUUGCAAUGUUGUGGCAAUACGCUGAACUGCAUUAACGAGUCGACCGAACUGACGCUAGAUAUUGUGGCUCACUCGCAAGGCAUGUCCAGCAUCCAGCAGUUAAUACAGCACAAUCUCGACUACAUAUCGCAACAAGUUACGCGAUGUUUGAGACGCAAGGAACACUUCCGCGAUGGUAUAACCAUUCUGGAAUCGGUGUUACGCUUCGUACCGUACGAAACAUCGACUGUGCUCGAAACAACGGUUACACCAAUUCUCAUGAAUAUGCUUGAUAGUUACUCACAAUACGGCGAACGGAAUUCGAUCGUUUGUUUACGUGUGUUGCAAAUAUUUAUCCACUCUCUAAGGUUGCGCUAUGAACACGAAGACACCAACCCACCAACGGAAGCUACUAAGGAAAAAGCUUCUGUAAAUCUUUCGGAACAGAUUGAACGAUUACAAAAAUUGUUACAACGCGAAAUAGCAAACGAAGGGGAAGAUGUGGAAUUUAACCCGAAAGAAGUGGACGAAGAAACGGAUCAUAUGGAUGUAGCCGAGGAAGCUGAACACGAUACUGAAAAGGAUGCGAAUAGCACAGAGGAAGAACAAUUACCUGCGCACGUGAAGAUAGUAUUGCGCAUCCUGACGGUUAACUUCAAACAUCUCGCUUCGUCCAACGAUGCUGAACGAAUUGUUUCAUUAUGCACCCUGAACGAGGGAAUAUACGUGCUGCAAAGGUUCGAAAAUCAACUUCUACCUUUAGUGCACAACAUUUGGUAUAACUUUACCGAGCGGUUCUCCGAUCGAAACCCUGCCGUAGUAAGCUACGCAUUCGAUUUAUUGCUAACGCUAGCGCGACUGUCGCAAUCUUUCAUCCGCAACCGAUCACUGGAUGAUGUGCUUCCAAAACUUUACACGUUUAUGAAGGAACACUGGAAUGCGGACGGCAGCGCACAUCAGGUGUAUAAGUUGCAAUGCAAAUUCCUCACCUCAAUAGACGAGCUGGUGCGCAAUCUGAACUUUAGUGAGAAACAACUAGAUCAAGUGCUGGACGUUGUACGGCUGUACUGGGAAAAGUCGGAACGACGAGAGCUGAAAAAACGCGCUGCCGAAUGUAUGCAACGCAUGAGGAACAUAAAUUCGCUUGCUGUAUUUCUAAAAUGCGGUUGUCGAGCUGUGCUGCUAUAA